AUGCCGGCGACCGCCGCCGCCGUGCCGGACCCUGCUCGCCUUCACGCCCAGCUAAUCAAAUCCAGCAGCGCCACCACCUCCUCCGCCUCCGCUAGAUUCCAAUACAACCAACUAAUCUCCCUCUACUCUCGUUCCCCUUCCCCCAUCCCCGACGCCCUCCAUCUCUUCCACCGCCUCCCCGUCACCCCCAACUCCGCAUCAUGGACAUCCGCCAUCUCCUCCCUCUCCGGCGACCCUCUAUCCGCCGCUUCCCUCUUCCUCUCCAUGCUCCGCCGCCCCUCCCUCCCCACCCAAUCCACCAUCUCCUCACUCCUCAAAAUCCUCUCUUCCUCCUCCCUCCACCUCCCCCUCGGCCUCCAGCUCCACUCCCUCUCCCUCAAGCUCUCGCUCUCCUCCCUCCCCUUCUCCGCCAGCUCUCUCAUCAGCUUCUACUCCAAACACCGCCUCCCCACCCACGCACUCAAGGCGUUCGACGAAAUCGUCCACCCGGACCACGUCUGCUUCUCCGCCAUCAUCGCCGCCCUCGCCCACAACCACCGCUCCGCCCAAUCCCUCUCCUUUUUCCACCAAAUGCACUGCCGCGGCCUCCCCUCCACCAUCUACAGCAUCUCCUCCGCCGUCCGCGCCGCCGCUGACUCCGCCUCCCUCGAUCAAACCCGCAUCUUCCACUCCCACUCCGUGGUCUCCGGCCUCCACCCCAAUCCCAUCGUCGGCACCGCUUUGCUCGCCGCCUACGGUAAAUCCGGCGUCGUUCCCGACGCCCGCCGAUCAUUCGACGAACUACACUUCGCCGGAAAAGCUAACCUCGUCUCAUGGAACGCGUUGCUCUCCACCUACGCCCAGCAAGGCGAUGCGGCCUGCGCCCAGCAACUGUUCGACGAAAUGCUGCGACGAGAUCUCCUUCCCGACGACUACACUUUCCUCGCCAUACUCGCCGCUUACAGCAACUCCGGCAUGGUGGAAGAAACGGAGAGGUGGCUGAACGCGAUGCGUGCGCUUUACAGCGUGGAGCCAAAGCUGGAGCACUAUUCCUGCUUGCUGGGAGCCAUGGCGCGUGCCGGGCGGCUCGAUGAAGCCGAGCGAUUCGCUCACGCAAUGCCAUUCGAGCCCGACGCCGCAGUGUGGCGGACAAUCCUCUCCGCCUGUAUGGCUCACCGGAACGCCGACGUCGGCCGGAGAGCGGCGGCGCGACUCCUGGAGUUGGAUCCGCGAGAUGAUUCUGCAUACGUUAUGCUCGCCAAAAUCUAUUCUUUUCUAGGGAGGAAGGAGGAGAUGGCGAAGCUUUGGAUGGGGAUGAGGGAUCAGGGUGUGAGGAAGGAGGGAGGGAGGAGCUGGAUUGAGGUCGCCGGCGGGGUGCACGUUUUCAUCGCCGGCGAUCGCCGGCAUGAGAGGUCGUCGGAGAUAUAUGGGAAAGUGAGGGAAUUGGAGAGGGAAACAGGAAAAUUGGGGUACGAGGAGAAGGGAGGGGAGGGGGUUUGGGAGCACAGUGAGAGGUUGGCGGUGGCCAUGGGGCUGCUUGGCGGCGGUGGAGGCACGGCGGCGGAGGGGAGGCCGGCGUUGAGGGUGAUAAAGAAUUUGAGGAUUUGUGGGGACUGCCAUGAAUUCUUCAAGUAUGUGAGUAGAGCGGUGGGGAUGGAGAUUGUGGUGAGGGAUGUGAACAGGUAUCAUAGGUUUUAUGAGGGGGUUUGCAGCUGCAAGGAUUGUUGGUGAAAUAAGUAAAUUUAAUUUAUGGGAAAUUUACAUAUAUACCGCACAAUUCUUAUGUAUUUUACACAGCCAACACCUAAAAUUUGAUAUUUGGACUUGCAACACUUUGUUUUGCCAUGAAACCAUGCAUAAAA
Molecule: messenger RNA, 1841 nt
Organism: Phalaenopsis equestris
Lineage: Eukaryota; Viridiplantae; Streptophyta; Magnoliopsida; Asparagales; Orchidaceae
Product: pentatricopeptide repeat-containing protein At3g24000, mitochondrial-like
Exons: 1
Coding region: 1-1710 (569 amino acids)
Biological process (GO): RNA modification
Molecular function (GO): RNA binding; protein binding; zinc ion binding
Source: RefSeq, a predicted model, not a curated record